AUACUGCUCCGCACUAUUCCCAUCCCCAUUUCAAGACCUUUUUUUUUUUUUUCUUCAACACGUCGCAAGAGCUCUCUUUUUCCUGUGUACACCGUGUGUGGAUGCAGUAUUUGUGAAGUUCUUGAUUUCGAGUUGAGCGUUUGGCUAGGUCGCAAUUCAACAGUCUUCCUCCUACCUUACCUUACCUUACCUCUAGAUAAUAAUUUACUGUCGACGUGCCACGACCCCGCACCCUCGCAGCUUGCCUGCUUCUGGCUUUCAUUCUUCCGGCCGUCACACGUACGCGGUGCCAAUACCACACGAAGUUAUCUGGAGCUUCUCCUGACAUCUUCUUCAGCUAUCUAAAGUUUCUCUCCUAUCCGCUCGCAUUUAUUUCCGCAGAUUCUCGCUCCUGUUUUCCAGCACAGUCAUACAUCACCAUGUGGCAGAACACAUCGUCCUCGAGCCCGAGCUCGCCAGCCAACGCCCAGAACCGGCCAGUGUCAUCAGCACCAAGCUACAGGUUGAAGAACCAGGGCCGCCGCGUGGCGCAGAUUGUCAAGCUGAAGCCCGAGUGCGUGGAGCAGUACAAGGAGUGUCACAGGCGAGUCUGGCCAGAGGUGCUGAAGCAGAUCAAGCACUGCAACAUCGAGGACUAUUCCAUCUUCCAUGACCCGGAAACCAACAUCCUCUUCGGUUCCUUCAAAUACGUUGGCUACGACCUGGCCGGAGAUAUGGAGAGGAUGCGAGAGAACCCCAGAGUUCAGGAGUGGUGGCGGAUGACGGAUAGCUACCAGGAGUCGUUCGUAGAGGGGGCGAAGAGCAGUUCGGACGGGGAGCCAGCCUGGUGGAAAGGAUUGCAGGAGGUGUUCUACACUCCGUGA
Amorphotheca resinae ATCC 22711 is the source of this 863-nucleotide messenger RNA. RefSeq lists its product as hypothetical. Gene Ontology annotation, molecular function: racemase and epimerase activity, acting on carbohydrates and derivatives. Lineage: Eukaryota; Fungi; Ascomycota; Leotiomycetes; Helotiales; Amorphothecaceae. The coding region runs from base 420 to 863 and encodes 147 amino acids. The record is from RefSeq and is a predicted model, not a curated record. The transcript is spliced from 2 exons.